AAAUGUUUAGUAAGAUAUUGAGGUGGUUUCGUCUAAAUGGAAUCGUUUAUUGUUAUGAGUAAUUACCAGACACCCCCGUAAUGUGGACUAACCCAAAAGGGACAUUUAAUGUUGUUCGGCAUUCUCCGGAGAAGUUCGUUAAUUUCCGUGGCAGCUGUCGGCAAAGUUCGGGAGCCUUCGGGCGAUUCCGGUGAAAAUUGUCCAACAUGGCGGACCAUCGAGAUUCUCAAGUCGAGUUGACCUCAGCUCAGACCGAAAAACUGCUUCAAUUUCAGGACCUGACAGGGAUCAAUGACCUGGAGAAGUGCAGACAGGUGCUGGACAGACAUGGAUGGAACAUGGAGGCUGCUGUCCACGACACGUUUAACGAGAAUGAGGGCCAGCCGCCGGUGUUUGAGCAGCCCGUGGCCCGAGCAGCACCCCCUAGGAUGCCCAUGAUGAACAUCAGCCCAACAUACCAGAGGGUCUACACAGUUGCACGAAGGAGACCUCAGGGCUGGCUGGCGUGGGGUUACUUCCUGUUGAUGCUACCCUUCCGCUUCACAUAUACAACCAUAAGGGAUAUCUUUAUGUGGGCAUAUAGACUAUUUAUUCCAGAUCCAAGAAGAAUUGUUCGGGACCCCUUGGGUGAUGUGGAGUCCUUCAUUGCCAAGUUCCAGAGCCUGUAUGGGGAGAACCACCCUGUCUUUUACCGUGGGUCAUACAGCCAGGCCCUGAACGAUGCUAAGAAGGAGAUCCGUUUCCUGGUGGUGUUCCUGCAUGGGGAGAACGACGACCAAUCAGCCGAGUUCUCCAGAACUUCUCUGUGUGCUCCUGAAGUCAUCGACUUCCUCGGUGCUAGGUCCCUUUUCUGGGCAUGCUCAGUAGAGUUUCCUGAGGGGUACAGAGUGUCCCAGGCUCUUCGUCCCAGAAGCUAUCCCUUUGUGAGCCUGAUCUGCCUGAGAGAACACAAGAUGACGGUGGUAGCCAGACUAGAAGGUGUGGUGCCUGCAGACGAGCUGAUUGCCAGGCUAAUGCACGUUAUGGAGGAGAAUGAACCGGCACUGGCCCAGGUUAGGGCAGACAGAGAGGAGAGAAACUUCACCCAGACACUAAGAGCACAGCAGGACAUGGCUUAUCUGGAGUCUUUACGGGCAGACCAGGAAAAGGAAAGAAAGAAACAGGAGGAGAGAGAAAGAAAGGAGAGGGAAGAGCAGGAGGCCAGAGAACAGGAGGAGGCUGUGCAGAGAAGGAAAGAGGAGCUGGCACGACUACGGAUAGAAAAAGCGUCCACAAUUCCAGAUGAGCCUGAAGACGACAAUCCUGAAGCCACGAAGAUCAUCCUAAAACUCCCGAACGGAACCAGACUGGAGCGGCGAUUUCUCAUGUCUCACUCACUAGAGGACGUAUAUCACUUUGCAUUCUGUCACAAAGAGGCACCAGAUGAGUUCCAAAUAGUCACGAACUUUCCGCGGAGAGUUCUGCCAUGCCAGAGCACAGCCGACUCCCCGAACGUACUAACGAUAAAGGAGGCAGGUCUAGGCAAAUCUGAGGUCCUAUUUGUACAAGAUAUAAGUGACUAGGGUGAGUAUAUGUACUAGGCAAAACACAGGAGACAUCCCGUGUAGAAAAAAAAUUCAGUUGUACUUUAAUGAUGAAUCUCCAAGUAGAUCUU
Molecule: messenger RNA, 1654 nt
Organism: Branchiostoma belcheri (Belcher's lancelet)
Lineage: Eukaryota; Metazoa; Chordata; Leptocardii; Amphioxiformes; Branchiostomatidae
Product: FAS-associated factor 2-like
Exons: 13
Coding region: 207-1562 (451 amino acids)
Cellular component (GO): endoplasmic reticulum
Molecular function (GO): ubiquitin binding
Source: RefSeq, a predicted model, not a curated record